Nilaparvata lugens (brown planthopper) is the source of this 1758-nucleotide messenger RNA. RefSeq names its product piggyBac transposable element-derived protein 4-like. The transcript has a single exon. Bases 1 to 1758 code for a protein of 585 amino acids. NCBI's taxonomy places the organism in Eukaryota, Metazoa, Arthropoda, Insecta, Hemiptera, Delphacidae. The record is from RefSeq and is a predicted model, not a curated record.
AUGAGCUCCAUUCCACUUUUUCGUACGCCUGAAGAGAUCACAGCAGAACUAGAAAGGCAGCAGCAAGAAGAUGAUGAGUUUGAAGAAUCGUGUUCAGAAGAUGAGGAUGGAUUAUUGAUGAAUGAUGAUGAUGUGGACGAUGAGUUUGAUGCUGAAGGACCAAGACAUGAUACUCAGAUGGAGAUAGAUCCAGAGAAUAGAGAAUUUUUGAUUGGGAAGGAUGGCGAGACUAUAUGGACCAAUAAGACUCUACAAUCACCAUUUGGACGGACUCCAGCAAGGAAUAUAAUAACACACUUUCCUGGUGCCAAAGGAAUAGCUAAAGAUCUGAAGAAAGAGAUUGAUCUAUUUUCUUUGUUUGUCACUGAAGAAAUGAUGAACAUUUUGGAACGUUAUACAAACGAAGAAAUAGAGAGAAAAUGCUCCAAACAUGAAUGGUUGGCCAAAGAAAGGUACACACACCCUACCAAUGUUCCAGAAAUAAAGGCUCUGAUAGGACUUUUGUUUAUGGCUGGAGAGUUGAAAAAUUCUGGACUGAACCUACAAGACCUGUUUUCACCAAUUCAUGGACCACCAAUUUUUCGCUAUGGGAUGUCAAAAAAUCGUUUUCAGUUUCUUCUUCUAACUCUUCGCUUUGAUGAUAAAAACAGUCGUGCUGAGAGAAAAGCUAAUGAUAGAUUUGCUGCUUUCAGAGAGUUUUGGGAAUUAUUCUUGAAAAAUUGUAGAGCUUACUACACUCCAUCAGAAUAUGUAACAGUUGAUGAGACUCUACUCAGUUUCAGGGGACGAUGCAUAUUCCGGAUGUACAUGAAGAAUAAACCGGACAAGUACGGUCUAAAAAUAGUUUCCCUAUGCGAUGCAAAAACGUAUUACUUCUUAGGAGGUAUACCAUAUCUUGGUAAAGAGAGGAGAGAGAUUGAAAAUGUGUCGAAACCCACAAGUUAUGUCCUGAAUCUAGUAGAUUCUCUGAAGAAUAGUAAUAGGAACGUCACCACAGAUAACUGGUUCACGUCCUGUGAGUUGGCAGACAAACUAACAAGCAAGAAACUCACACUAGUAGGAACGAUGCGAAAGAAUAAAAGAGAGAUUCCACCAGAGUUUUUGGAAACAAAGGGUGCUCCAGUAAUGUCAUCUCGAUUCCUAUACGACCCUGAAAAGAUGAUGGUUUCCUUCACUCCAAAGAAAAAUAAGAACGUAAUACUUCUUUCAUCAAUGCAUGGUGAUGGCUUCGUGAAUGAAGUAACAAAAAAGCCAGAGAUAAUAGAAUUCUACAACAUGACAAAGGGGGGAGUUGAUGUAUUUGAUCGUCUAUGCCAUGAAAAAACUACUAAACGCAAAACAAGCCGUUGGCCUAUGCGAUAUUUUUAUGGAGUUCUGGAUUUUGCAGGAGUGAAUGCUUAUGUGCUCCAUAAAAUUAAUAAUGUUCAAGAUACCUAUUCUUCACGUGUCAGAGGAACAUUUUUGAAAACCUUGGCCACUGAUUUGGUUGAACCAUGUUUGAAGGUGAGAGCCCAAAAUGCCAGACUUCCCAAAAUGCUUCGCUUGUCAAUCAAACAUCAUCUAGGUGAAGAGCAACCUCAACGUCCAGUUCAACCACAGGAUACAAGGAAACCGAGAAGAUGUGACGUGUGUAAUGAAGGGAGCAAAACAAAGGAUAGGAAAGGCUAUGCAUUCUGUGAGAAAUGUGGGAAAUGCUUAUGUGGUGAGCAUAAAAAAGUAAUUUGUAAUGGCUGCCUGAAUAAUGAUGAUUCAGAUUGA